Anoplophora glabripennis (Asian longhorned beetle) is the source of this 1313-nucleotide messenger RNA. RefSeq names its product fumarylacetoacetate hydrolase domain-containing protein 2A. The coding region runs from base 245 to 1231 and encodes 328 amino acids. NCBI's taxonomy places the organism in Eukaryota, Metazoa, Arthropoda, Insecta, Coleoptera, Cerambycidae. The transcript has 4 exons. The record is from RefSeq and is a predicted model, not a curated record. Gene Ontology annotation, molecular function: hydro-lyase activity.
CGCGACCCAUUUCACUCAUUCCUCCUUACCACACCGACCAAGCCAACCGGUUCUCGUUUUUACGUUUUCCAACAUAUUUAGUCGCUAGUUUCGGUGACGAACGCAUGGGUUGCCGCGAUUUAAAAAACAUUGUAAAUAAAAAUACAUCAACGACAUUUAUCAGAUCGCAGUCUUAACACCUUAUCGUUAUCACUGAACAGUUGUUUUAGAGUUUUUACACGAUAAAUCCAUUUAACUUAAAAAUAUGACCUCAGUUAAUUUAUUUAAUAAUUCAUUAACGCGGUUGGGCUCUCACUCAUUAAAAAAGUUGAUAAAUGCUUACUCGUUCGACAAUAUAAGGAAUUUCAGUUUAUCCAGUAGCAGGAAAAUGAGGUUCGUGCAAUACAGACUCAAGACCGGGGGACCUCAGCAGUUGGGGGCGCAAAUUUCGCCGCAGGGGGAUAUUUUCGAUAUCAGUGCCGUAGACUCCUCCAUCCCCAAUUCCCUAGUGAAAUUCUUGGCCACUGGGAAUGGUACUUACGAAAAAGCGAAAAGGAUAGUAGCAGCUGGUAAAUCUGUAACACCCUUAAGCAGCGUAGAUUUGCUAUCACCAAUUACAAAACCAGAUAAAGUAGCCUGUAUAGGUCUCAACUAUAAAGGACACUGUGAAGAGCAGAACAUACCUUUCCCUCAGGAGCCUAUGAUUUUUAGCAAAUUUUCCUCAACUAUCAUAGGCCCUCAUGAUAAUGUGGUUAUACCUCCAAUAACAGAUAACGUUGAUUGGGAAGUAGAACUGGCAGUCGUUAUAGGAAGGCAAGCUAAAGCUAUUCGGCCAGAUCAAGUCAACGAUUACAUUUUCGGCUACACCGUAGCUCAAGAUAUUAGCGCGAGAGACUGGCAAAAGAAAAGAAACAAUGGACAAUUCCUCUUAGGAAAAUCCAUGGAUACGUUCUGCCCGUUAGGACCCGCAGUUAUCACAAAGAAUAAAGUAGAUCCAAAUAACUUAGCCAUCAAAUCAUGGGUUAACGGGACACUCAAGCAAAAUGGAAAUACGUCGGAACUGAUUUUUAAAAUUGACUUCUUGGUCUCUUAUUUAUCUCAAAUUGUAACAUUGUAUCCAGGAGAUAUAAUUUUAACCGGUACACCAGCAGGCGUGGGUAUGCACCGAAAUCCCCCAGAAUAUUUGAAGAAAGGCGAUGUAUUGGAAAGUGAAAUCGAGGGCAUUGGAAAAUUAAGAAAUGUAAUAGCUUAAAUAUCAUUAACUGACUUUAUACUGUGCAUUUAUUACAUUAUACAACUUUUAUUAAUAAAAAAUGAAAUACAUUUUAUACAUA